GUCUCUACCUAGGGCUGCCCGGCCUGGAAGACGCGGCCACAGUCGGACCCGCGCGAUACCCUCGUUUCUGGCCCAUCACCCCUUUGCUUCCUAUUUUCUGUUGUCAUUCGAGGCAGCUUCCGUGGUCAGUUGUGUCACAGGACGCUCAGGAGAAGCGGUUGGCGAAAGGUGCAAGCCUUGCGCCUCGCGGGCCACAGCUGUCAACACCUGCCACGAACCCAUCCCAGCAGCAGCAGAGGACUGACAUCAUUCAACAUUGUCGGCAACGUGGCCAGUCUCCUGAUCAUAUAACGUUUCCGUCGGUCGUGGCCUCAUUCACAAUACUGGAGCGUGCGAUAUGAGUGGCUCGGGGUACAACGACCCGGAGAAGCUGGCAGCUGCCCUGGAGCUUGCCCGCAGCUUCAAGUCGGGGGGUGACACCAAACAUCGACGCGGCAACCAGACCGGCAGAGCAGCUGCGUCGAGAAGAGCACCUCAACCCACCCAGCAAAAGUCGGCCGCCCACAUUUCGCAACCCUCGAAUAUUUGCGGCCCGCCGCCUCCAAGCCAGCGGCAGUACGCCGGCCUCGGCAGAUUUGGGGAGCAGAGCGCCAACUACGGAGAAUCACCUGUGCUCGGCAGCUCUGCUGCAGACUUUCUACGUCGUGUCGACGAUGAGGAUCCCGCAAAAUCGGCAAACAGGUUGCCAGCUAUAGAGCGGGGACCAGCAGGCAAGAACAGUGGCCCCCCCCUGAACCAGAUGUCAAUGCCCACAUGCAGAUUUGAAGAGCAAAAGCCGGAAGAUGCCCUACCUGGAUCUGUCCUAGACACAUUCUUCUUCUUAGUGAACGGAGGCCAGCUACCGAAUGAAGAGCAGCAGCAUCAGGCAGAACCAACAGAGGACUCAACCGAGAAGUCGGCUCCUGUCGACCAAUCUACGGCGGCGAUGGAAGACUUGACAAUGACCUCUCCUGCUUCUACGGUCAGGACAGCGCCUGCGAAGAAAGUUACACUUGAAAAGGUUUCGGCGAACGAGCCUGGCGACUCACCAAAAGAAGUGGGAAGGCCGGACAGCUCAACGACGGCACGGGCAGAUACGAAACUCUCUCCGCAGGCUGCGAGUUUUAUCCCAAAACGAACCCUAUAUUCUGGCAUCAACAGCCAGGCACAUACCGCAGUUGCCUCGACGGCCGAGCAGAAUCUAGAGUGGAACACCCAAAGCUUUGCCAACAACGGCAUGGGCCAGAACCCCAUACCUCCACUGUCAUUCAACAUUCCUGCGCCGUCCGCCAAUCCUUUCUUGCCUACAACUGUUCAUUCGUGCGAGCCACAGGUACAAGCACAGCAUGUCGAAGCUGCAGGAUCACCGCCAACUCGGUCCGCAAAGACCAAGGGCCCCCGAAACGGUCUUCAGUCGUCUAAGUGGGCGGCCUAGGUGGAUAGUGGCCCUCACAGCGGAUAGCAUGAGGGGCAGCUGGGGUUGAUGGAUCAAUGCGAAGGCUGGGGACUAAUCGAUGCUGUACAUGGCGUUGAAGAAGAUAGCGACUGUAGAGUGGCAUACGACGGAAAGUUUUAUGAGUUGUAGUAUUGGCGCCUCGUCAAAAUCCGUCGGACUAUAAUGUACCUCAACAUGGAAUCUACAGGAAUCGGUUUGUUG
Purpureocillium takamizusanense is the source of this 1636-nucleotide messenger RNA. RefSeq lists its product as uncharacterized. The transcript is spliced from 2 exons. Bases 338 to 1414 code for a protein of 358 amino acids. NCBI's taxonomy places the organism in Eukaryota, Fungi, Ascomycota, Sordariomycetes, Hypocreales, Ophiocordycipitaceae. The record is from RefSeq and is a predicted model, not a curated record.